ACAAAUCGCGGUUUGCUGUCCCGAAUCGAAUUCUGAGUGGCAGAACAUAACGAAAGAAGGGUCUCUCGGAUUCUCCGAUCUUCUGGAUAAUUGUAAACCAUAUAAAGAAGAAGCUAUGGCUGGACAUAGUGAUUCAAGUUCAUCUGAGAAAAAAUCAAGUGAAGCUAUGAAUGAUGUACCAACUUAUAGCGCAGAGAAUUUGCAAAAUAACAUGAAAGUUAUAUAUUACAGCCGGACAUUUAUGUCUAUCAUCGGAGGGGUUCUUGCUGGAAUUUUGGGGUUCACUGGCUUUAUGGGGUUUGUCUUAUAUUUUCUUGUCAUGGCAAUUACUUCGAUUGGACUCAUAGCCAAGGCAAAGUUCUCAGUUCAUGCAUAUUUUGAUAGCUGGAACCGGAUUAUACUUGAUGGCUUCAUGGGUGGGCUUAUGUCAUUCGUGCUAUUCUGGACAUUUGCCUAUGACAUUGUGCAUAUAUUCUGAAGAAAUAUCUGCUACAUCUCACCCGGAAGAGAAGCUGGCUUGUUGCCCUUGCUGCUGCCUAUGACAUAUUCUUGUUAUCCUUGCAAUUCGCAAGCUGAUUCUUAUAGUUUUGUAUCAAUCCCUAAACCAUUACGGGGUUUACCAUUUGAUUUCCUUUCUAUUGCUUUUACCAUUUAAAGUAUCUAUGUAACUUCAUUUUAAUAUAGAUAAGAGCCCUGAGAGAAUGGAAGAAGGAAUUUCGAACUAUCA
Theobroma umbraticum is the source of this 727-nucleotide messenger RNA. Its product is annotated as Rab5-interacting family protein. Gene Ontology annotation, cellular component: membrane; EMC complex; endoplasmic reticulum. Lineage: Eukaryota; Viridiplantae; Streptophyta; Magnoliopsida; Malvales; Malvaceae. Gene Ontology annotation, biological process: autophagosome assembly; protein folding in endoplasmic reticulum. The record is from RefSeq and is a predicted model, not a curated record.